This is a messenger RNA of Medicago truncatula (barrel medic), 3838 nucleotides long. Its product is annotated as F-box/LRR-repeat protein 2. The transcript has 2 exons. The record is from RefSeq and is a predicted model, not a curated record. Gene Ontology annotation, cellular component: SCF ubiquitin ligase complex. Gene Ontology annotation, biological process: SCF-dependent proteasomal ubiquitin-dependent protein catabolic process. Lineage: Eukaryota; Viridiplantae; Streptophyta; Magnoliopsida; Fabales; Fabaceae. Bases 1 to 1659 code for a protein of 552 amino acids.
AUGAGGUUGAGUAAACUGGUUGCUUUCAGAAACACAGAAAGAAAAGGAAGAAGAAGAAGACGAAGAAACACAACUGUGACAGCUGUAAAUAAUUGUUAUUUAUCUGAUAAUUGUUGGGAAUAUGUCUUCACAUUUCUGAUCAACGACAAUCCUCGCUACUUGAAAUCUCUCUCAACCGUCUCCAAACAGUUUCUCUCAGUCACCAAACUCUUCUCUCUAAUUAUCCUCUAUCAAACUUGCACUUUCCUCCCUCGUCUCUUCCAAAGGUUCACCUACAUUACCUACCUUGAUCUUAGUUCCUACAACGGUGACCUCAACGCACUUCUCUGCCAAAUACCUUUUCCAUUAAAUAUCACUUCGCUCAAUCUCUCCAACCAACCUAUCAUCCCCGCUACUGGCUUACGAGCUUUCUCCCAAAAUAUUACAACUUUGAAUUCUCUCAUUUGUUCCAACAUUGCUUCUCUACGUAACAAUGACCUUGUUCUUAUUUCUGAUUGCUUCCCUUUCCUUGAAGAACUUGACUUCAGUAGUAGUAAUCCUUUCGCUAGUAGAGAUUUUGAUAUGAAUGUUUGGGUAAAGACUAUGGCAAUGGUGCUUCCUAAGCUCCGCAAGGUUAAUCUCUCGGGUUAUUAUAAUAUAGACGACUCGUCACUUUUGCAUUUAUGUAAGAAUUGUGAGUUUCUUGAAGAGGUUAUGAUGUUGAAAUGUCCAUUUUUAACUCAUGAUGGUGUCGCUUCUGCUAUCCGUGAGAGACCUACUUUGAAGUCUCUAUCCGUUAGAUGGAGAACAAAUGGAAGCCAUGACAACAUUGGUUCAAACUUCAUUGGCUCGUUGGUGAGUUUGAAUGGCUUAACUUGUCUUAAUUUGUCGUCUUUGCGCAUCUCGGAUGAAUUGCUUUUUUCUAUUGCAAUGGGAGGUCUUCCUUUGAGAAGACUUGUCCUCCAAAAUUGCACCGGCUAUAAUUAUGUUGGAAUAUACUCUUUGUUAUCCAAGUGUCGUAUACAACAUUUGGAUCUUCAAAAUGCCACGUUUAUGAAUGAUCACGAUGUCGCAGAGUUGUCUUUGUUUCUUGGUGAUUUGGUGUCUAUAAACCUUAGUGAAUGUAGCAUGCUCACAGACUCGGCCAUGUUUGCACUCGUUAGGAAUUGUCCUUCACUUAUUGAGGUCAAAAUGGAACACACAAGUUUGGGGGAAAAGAGUGUAGAUAAUUCUAAUUUUUCGAUGGAUUGUGUUUUAAACCAUCAAUUAAAGUCACUCCAUUUAGCUUGCAAUUUUCAGUUACUAAAUGAAAACAUCAUAUUGUUUGCUUCCAUUUUCCCCAAUUUGCAAUUUCUUGAUUUGAGCUCCUGCCAUAACAUAUCUGAAGAAGGUAUUUGUGAAGUUCUAAGGAGAUGUUGUAAGGUUAGACAUUUGAAUUUAGCCUACUGUUCAAGAGUGAAACUACUUAGAAUAAACUUUAAAGUUCCUGAAUUAGAGGUGUUUAACUUGUCACAUACAUGUGUUGAUGAUGAAACACUCUAUAUGAUCUCAAAGAAUUGUUGUGGGCUUUUACAACUGUUUCUGGAAAAUUGUGAUGAAGUCACAGAGAAUGGUGUGAAACAUGUAGUCGAAAACUGCACACAACUCAGAGAAGUCGAUUUGGGGGUUGUGAUAAUGUGAAUGCCAAUGUUACUGCAUCGGUGGUGUUUUCAAGCACGUCAUUAAGAAAGAUUUUUUUCUUGGUAAACGAAAAGUUAUCCUCUACGUGCAACUAUGAAGACUAAUCCCUCGAGGUAAUUGAGAUCCAUUUAAGAGGCUAACCUCUACAAAUACAUGUUUUUCCAUAUGCACCAGCAAAUGAUCAAACUUUGGAGCAAAUAGUUAGAGACCCAAAUAUCUACCACUUGUGCCACAUUAUGUCAGUGUUUUAAGAUUUACUUCUAAGAGAAAUUACUUUUCUUUAAAUGUCAACUUACAAAUGUGUAUUUACUUAUCACUAUGCAUUAUAAUGUAAUUUGUUGGGUGUUAUAUGCAAUUUUAAUUUUUAUUGUUUUUCUUCAAUUUGCCUUAAAGUAUAUUACUCGAAGAAGAUUCUUGCAUCAUGCUUAUUACAGCCCUCAUUGGCAGUAUGAGUUUUGCAUACUUGUUAUAACAUGCUGCAUUUGUUUUUUCUAGCAAGUAACAAUUUUAAACAUAAAUUUAGGUGUUUGAGGCAAGACUUUUUGUCCAGGUUACAUAAUCCAUUAAGAUGUUCAAUGUAUGUAUGAUAUUCUUGCCAUAUGUUUGCCAUCUAACAGCAGAAUUAACUAAGAAAAGGGUUUAAUUGAUCAUAUUUAGCAGCCUAAUUGGGUAUGGUUUUUUAAAAUUGCACACCAUCUUUGCACAUGUUAUAAUCAUUAGUAAAAAAUAGUACAAAAUUUCAUGGUUUUCUCCAUUCGUAACCCUGCCGUCGCAACUUCAACUCUGCCAUAAUUAUUCCCCUCAGCCGUCUCUGCUUGCAUUUCAGCUAGGUCAGUUUCUUUAUUUUUAAAUUUCUUUGGCUUAUUUCUUCUGAUUUACACUGUUAAUUUUGUUUAUUUCUUGUGUGGAUGAGAAAAACACAAAGUUGCUCUAACACAUCUCAAACUUUCAUUGCCUUCAAAGUUCCGCAUUUGUUUUUCAUUCUUGCACUACUGAUCGAUUGCGAUAUCCUGUAAUAACACCAAUAAGUGGGUUUUAUUGUGAAGAUCAUGACUGGUAUUAUCUUUUCAACUUCAAUUCUUCAUCAUUUUUAAAUUUUAUUUUCUGUCAUGAUCGGUUUGUAUUGGUUUUCCUGUGUUGUGGAACUUGUAAGAUAAUUACAUGUUUCUAAGAACUGAUUAUUUGAUGUAAUUCAAGUCAUAUAUGCAUUUACCUAGGUUGAAAAAAAAAGUUGGAUGUGAUUUUAUUUUUUAAUUCCCUUUGUUGGGGGUCUUUUGUGAUGCUGAACUGCCAAGGGAUAUUACUGUAUCAAUUGAGAGUAUUUCACAUCUAAAAGCCAUGGUUAAAUGGAGAAAUUUUUGCUUCAUUUGCUUGCUUGUCUAUAAAAGAAGAGGUGACAAGAAACAAAGCCUUGUAUCCAUUUUCAUUUUCCCAUCAAAGUUGUACAUUAUUCACAUUUGCAUCAUUUUAUUCCCCUUUAACCAAUUUGUCCACUGUUUCAAAUUUGAUGGGGGGUUUAGGAAUGAAGCUCUUAUUUUAGCAGGUGUAUCAGGGAGUAAAAGUUUGACAGCUUUAUUCUCGUGUCUAGGACCCAUGUUUUCCUUGCUUAAUUAUGCAGGUUGUGGGUGGGGCGUGAUUGGCAUUUUGUUCUUAGUUUUGAUUGUGCAGUUUUGUUUCAUAGGAUCUUUCUUGCUAUGUUAGUUUGUGGCUGGAUUGAGUUUUCUUUGCCACAUCCUUUUAAUCGAAUAUUGUUACUUUUCCUAGCUUUUUUUUCCGCUAUGAUUAUUUUUGUAGAUCUGUUAUUGCUCCAAACUGCUGAAUCAAAUAAAGAUAUAUUCACACCUGAUAUCACAGUAUUCAGUGCUCCAUUUUUUAAACUCAAGCUGGCUUAAAAGAUUUGCCGCAACUUUGAAUAUACGGGGUAAUACAUCACCAUAAACUCAUAUAACCGCAAAGCAUCAACUUUUCCACAAAACUGAAAUUCCUCUUCAAAAACCACUCCCGAUCAAAGACAUAACAACGUUCGAUUUUCCUAGUAACAUAUUUUUAAUGAAAAUUUUCCCUCCGCACAUCCUAAGUGAAAUAUAUGAGCACUAUCCCCUGACCAUUGUAGUCAAGAUCGAGUGCUGGUUCGUAGGAUCAUACGAUCCUACAUCCACGGCACCUCAAUCGUGCUUUG